Molecule: messenger RNA, 528 nt
Organism: Closterium sp. Yama58-4
Lineage: Eukaryota; Viridiplantae; Streptophyta; Zygnematophyceae; Desmidiales; Closteriaceae
Source: the annotation of a GenBank genome assembly
AUGGGAUACGACCUGCACGGGGCGAACCUCAACAGCGACGAUUUGGCCAGGUACAGCAACAGGGCAACGAUCCCCGACGUGAUUCUCGUGCGCAAAAGCUACGAGGAGAAGCGCAAGAAGCGGCGCGGCAAGCCCCGUGCAUGGAAGCUCAAACAGCUCGACAUGGAAGUGGACGGGGGCGCCGGGGGCGGAGCAGAGAGAGGAGGGGGAGGCGGCGCGAGGGGACGGAUUGAUGAAGAGAAAGAGGCGGCAGAUAAGGAGAGGUUUCUGGAGGAGCUGGAGGAGGACCCGGACAUGCGGUCGCGGAUUGCGGUUUACAGGGAUCCGAGUUAUGUGGCGCCGGCGCAAGGGGGAGGAGGAGGAGUGGGAGGAGGUGAUGAGAUGGUGAAUGGGGAGGAGGAGGAGGAGGAUGGGGAGGAGGUUCCGGAGAUUCCGUUGGAAGAGCUGCUUUCGGAUCUGAGGAUUGAUGGGGAGGAGGCGGAGGAAGGGGAGGUGGAGGAUGAUGAGGAUGAUGCUAUGGAGACAUGA